Salvelinus sp. IW2-2015 is the source of this 1847-nucleotide messenger RNA. RefSeq lists its product as uncharacterized. NCBI's taxonomy places the organism in Eukaryota, Metazoa, Chordata, Actinopteri, Salmoniformes, Salmonidae. The record is from RefSeq and is a predicted model, not a curated record.
GAACACAACACCGCUGACACUUGUCUCCAACUACACAAAAUGGCUUCUAAAUACAUCACASAAAUUGCUAUCUCCACUACCCCUGAAAGGGACCAACAGCUUCAUGACGAAGACUUUAACAAGAUGGAUGUCAACCUCAACAAAGGCACUUCAUCCACCACCAGAGUUUACAUCUGGUUCAAAAAGGGCAAUGGUAAACCCAUCACCAGAGUCCAGUUUUCAUUCUCUGGUGCAAUGAAAGAGGACCUGAAAAAAGCAGGGUUCACUGAGCUCCCAGAAAACCUCAACUCUGGAACACAAGGAGACGUCAUCCAGCUGUGGUACUUUAGAGGUGAAAGCCCUAAGUAUGACAUUCCCAUUGAAGGUCUCUUCCUCACCACUAACGAGAACGAAGAGGCCCACCAAUUGAAGCUCGGCUGGGAAAGGCUACCAUGCAGUCUGAACCGCGGUAACCKAGGUGCUUUCAUCACCCUCUGGUUGAAGAGAAAGAGUCAGACCUACAUCUGUGACGUUGCUGCCACCACUUCAUUCCACGAACACAUSAACCUUUUCAAAGAGGGCUACAUCCGGCUGGAUGAAGAUCUCAAUAGAGGUUCUGGAGGAAAACCCAUCUUCUUCUGGUACCGUCAAUCCACCUCAACGGGCGGAGGGAUCACUGAGAUGAAUGCAUCCAUCAAACAUGAACAGGAUUCCAUCCUAGAGAAGCGUGGUUUCACCAUGAUGGAUGUUAACCUCAAUGCGGGAACAAACGGUCUGUCAGUGUAUGUCUGGAUCAAGAAAGAUGGAUCUCUCCCUAUCAAGGCCUUGACCGUUACAUCCAACCCUGAUGUAAUUGGUCCUUAUGACGAGGUCGGCUUGAUCCUCAUCGAUAAAAAUCUGAAUGCCGGCAACAAUGGUAUGCCCCUCUACCUCUGGUAUGGCAAAUAAAACCCUGAGUUGGAGAGGCAGAAUCAGCCCACAAUUGUGCCAGAUAUUAGCUUUUGCAUGGCAAUUUAUCUGUUUGAUUUUCAUAAAGUCACGGUCAGAGAUAAUUUAGAAAUGUUUUCUUUAAUGUUGUUUUCAAUCAAUUAACAAUUGAAUUAUCAAAAUUAUAUUUUAGCAGCAGGUUCAUUUCUUCUGAAUAUARCAAGGGGUUGUAAGGUUUUAUAUUACAUUGUGUUAGUCAGAUAUUAUUUUGAAGUAAAAAGUAAUACAAUUAAAAUGAUUCCUGUGUAACACUGAGCAUUCUGUUAAUCAAUAAAGAAAGCAUAUCAAAUGAGAACAUUGUACCUUUUAAUUCAUUGAAUGCUUGACCUUAUCACAAAGGCCUGAUAGCACCUACUGUACAUGAUCAUUUAUAUUAUAAUGACCAGGAAUGGGAGAGGACAAAGCUCACAGARUCACAUUAAGGUGGAUAAUGUAAUGAUCUGAUAACACCUACUGUACAUUACAGUUUAUAUUAUAAUGACCAGGAAUGGGAGAGGACAAAGCUCACAGAUUCAUACUAAGGUGGAUAAUGUAAUGAUCUGAUAACACCUACUGUACAUUACAGUUUAUAUUAUAAUGACUAGGAAUGGGAGAGUACAAAGCUCACAGAUUCAUACUAAGGUGGAUAAUGUAAUGAUCUGAUAAAUAACAUACCUAAAGCUUUGUUUCACUGAUAACUCACAUUUGACAACGUCUGGGUGUCUUGCAGAUUGUAGGAUAUGUUUUCUUUGACUUGAUCAUCCAGUCUUCUAGAUAUCUAUAUGAUUUGUUUUGGGUCUCAAUGCAAUAUUUCCAUGGUGCAAAACAGCACAGAUUAUAAGAACAAUUAAAAUACAAUCAGCGUGAUUUACUAUGAAACGUUUUUCAACAAUGUGCGUUAA